AUGUCGUCAGUAUAUGUUAAUGAAAAGUCUGGUGCGGACAGCCCGGAGACAGCAGGAACUGUAGAGCAGCCUUUCCAAACGCCAGCGUACGCUGUGUUUGUCAACGCCGAGGCCAAGAUCUUGGUCUACAAGCAAGCAGAAGGUGGCGAUGAGAGCAAGUUUGAGUACGUUGAAAUCUCGGCUUCGGCCUUGAAAAAGGCCAGAAAGGGCGCCGAGGGGUUGAAAAAGAAGGCCGAAAAGCAAGCAAAGGCCCAAGAGGAAGCUCAAAACUUGCCCAAGGUUGCAGAGUUGGACUUGGGUUCGAUUGAGGAAGACAAGUCGUUGCGCGAAGCUCAAAAGAUCAAGUUGGGCAGUGUCCAAGAAAACGUUGACAGGCGUGUGCUAGUGCAAGGGUGGGUCCACCGUUUGAGGGUGCAAAAGGGGUUAGCGUUCAUAACGUUGAGAGACGGCACCGGGUUUUUGCAAUGCGUCUUGACGGGAGACUUGGCCAAGGCUAAACAAACUCAGCAAUUGACCAUUGAAUCUACUGUGGCCAUCAAGGGCGUUAUCUCGAAGUUACCGGAAGGCAAGACUGCGCCCGGUGGAGUCGAAUUGAAAGCCGAUUUCUACAGGAUUGUGGGUCUUGCCCCGGGAGGAGAAGACGCAUUCACCAACAAGAUCCAAGAAGGCGCCGACCCUUCGUUAUUGUUGGACCAACGCCACUUGGCAUUGAGAGGCGAGAGUCUUGCGGCAGUCAUGAAAGUCAGAGCCGCCUUCUUGACCGCCAUAAGAAGAGUAUACGCCGAAGAGGGUCUUACAGAAGUGACCCCGCCAUGUAUGGUUCAAACACAAGUGGAGGGAGGCUCGACCUUGUUCAAAAUGGACUAUUACGGAGAAGAGGCAUUCUUGACUCAAUCGUCUCAGUUGUAUUUGGAAACGUGUUUGCCCGCACUUGGUGACGUGUACUGCGUGCAAGAAUCGUUUAGAGCUGAAAAGUCCCACACGAGAAGACACUUGAGCGAGUAUACCCACAUUGAAGCCGAGUUGGCCUUUAUCACCUUUGACGAGUUGUUGACCCACAUUGAGACCUUGAUCGUCAAGACUGUGCAGUACGUUUUGGAAGACCCCGUCGCCGGCAAGUUGAUUGAACAAUUGAACCCGGGUUUCAAAGCUCCAGCGCUUCCUUUCAAGAGAAUGGAAUAUGUUGAGGCCUUGCACUGGUUGAACGAGAGGGGAAUCUUGAACGAUGAGGGAAAGCCUUACUCCUUUGGUGAUGAUAUCGCCGAGGCUCAAGAGAGGAAGAUGGUGGACACAAUCAACGUUCCCAUAUUGCUCACAAGAUUCCCCGUCGAGAUCAAAUCUUUCUACAUGCAAAAAUGCCAAGACGACGCAAGAGUCACCGAGUCUGUUGAUGUUUUGAUGCCCAACGUUGGUGAAAUCACCGGUGGUAGUAUGAGAUCUUACGACUACGCCGAUUUACUCGAAGGGUUCAAGAGAGAAAAGAUUGACCCAGCGGCAUACUAUUGGCUCUUGGACCAGCGUAAAUAUGGUACUUGCGAACACGGCGGAUACGGCUUGGGAACCGAGAGAAUCUUGGCCUGGCUAUGCGACAGAUUUACCGUUAGAGAUUGCUCCUUGUACCCAAGAUUCACCGGCAGAUGUAAACCAUAA
This is a messenger RNA of Lodderomyces beijingensis, 1650 nucleotides long. The record is from the annotation of a GenBank genome assembly. NCBI's taxonomy places the organism in Eukaryota, Fungi, Ascomycota, Pichiomycetes, Serinales, Debaryomycetaceae.